AUUCAGUACGAGUCAAGCAGUCUUCGGCGCAUCCAGCAAACGCGGUUCUUUUUUAAGCGCGUUUUCGUAUUAUUCUACUCAUAUGAUUUAUCAUUUGCGUCGCUAUAUGAUUUCUCCUUGUUUCCGUAGUAUGACAAGCCACUACUACUAAACAAAAAAAAACACAACCAAAUAAAAAACAACAACAACCAACAUUAGGCAAACGUUUCAAGAUCAAGCGGCAGACGUGGGAGAAGUCGCAGGACCUCUAAACACAUCCUUGCUGGCCAAACGAGAAAAAGAAAAAAAAAAGGCCGUGAGACAGCGAAAAAUUCGUGGGAAAUACCGGCAUACACAACCUUCACUCAGUCAGUACGUCCCCAAAAAACUUUUUUAUAUCUUUUUGUAUAUGUGUGUGAGUGUAUGAGUGAUCGCAAGUGCAGGAUAACCAGAAGAAUCCUUCUCAGACCUUUGAUAAGCUCAAGCCCGAGGUUUAGAGAUUCGAACCUCAAGAUAGACCCCUAAAUUGUGCUCAGUGUCGAUCCACAAAAACCAAUUCAGAGCGUUUUAACACAAAAGUCUGCUGGCAGCAAUCAACUUUAGGCCGAAAUUAUCAUAAAAUCUCGAUCGAAAUCGUUAAUGAAAAGAACAGAAAUUCCAUUCAACUAUCAUCUGGAUUUUCCACUGUUUCAUUUUGUGUUGUUGACUGAUACGAAGAUCAAAGAUAAAAGACCAAAUUCGAUAAGGAAAAGCAAUUCUCCCACACAACAGAGUAUAUAAUAAAAGUAAUAAUAAUAAUAACAAUAUUAAUAAAGUAUAAAGAAAAUAAUUUUGAUUAAAACAUACCUUUGUUUUCAAUAAGUGUGCGCUAGAUAGAAUCAUAUAUAUAUAUAUAUCUAAAUAUAUAUACGUAUAACAUUUGAUUACCUUCGUCGGUGAGUGUCUAGCCAAUCAAUCUAUAGCCUAUAGGAACCAUACAUAUAUAUAUAUAUAUAUACCACAAGGUUUUAUACUGAAUUUAUAAAAUUUUGGGUAAGGGCGCAGUGCGCAUCGAAAGGCCCCAUCAAAGCAUCAACACCAAACUCAAUAUAAACUAACAAAUAGAAAAAAACAAAAUACCAUAAGCAAGUGUUUUUUUUGUCGCAUAUAAAUAAAUUUACAUAUUUACACAUACGAGACGGAAGUUAAGCAAAAGUAAUAUUAAAAUAAAGACUUAAAUUUCUCAAAGAAAUAAAUAUUUAUACAAGAACAGGCGAUGAAAUAAGAAGAACAAGUAAAAAAAACGGACUUCCAACGAUUUCAAAAUACGACGAAAAAUACGAAUUACGAAAUAUUUUUUAGAGCAAGGACCCUGCAAACAAAGUAUGAUAUGACUAAAUCUACGCAAAUCGGUUAACAAAAAUAUUUGCCAAAUCUAUGUAUUGAAUCAAAAAAAAAAAAACAAAUAAAUAAUACGGAAAGAAAACCGCAUACUUAAUGACAAAUUGAACGUCGAGCUACAAGAAUUUAUACGAAAAACAAAGGCGUCGCAGAAAAAAAAAACAAAAGAAAAAACAGCGAAGCAGGAAAAGUGCAAAGCGGAUUUAUUGGAAAAGCUGAGGGGGAAAAUCGAGAUCAACGGCGAUCAGCGUUAAAGUGAUAUUUUAUAAAAACCGAAAAUAUCAGUUAAGGACAACGACUUAUAAGAUUGAGUGAAAACGAGCGAGCAAUCGAACAGCCAUCAUUUAUCAGAGGAAAGAAACGGAUCACCGAAAAAGUGGGAGAUUUUUUAACCGCAGAGGGAAAAGCAAACAGACGAGGCAAAAGGAAAUAAGAAGGAAGAGUCAACAAAAACCAAACACCACCAAAUAAAACCAACUACUAUUAAUUUAACGCAAACAUUAACGAAUAAUCAUAUUCAAGCGGUAUAUAUAUAUAUAUACAAGAGGAUAACGGAUAACACAACUAACUAAAUAUAUAUACGGUAUAUGAAUGUAUAUUUGAAAACCAAAGCUAAGUUCCAGUCAAAGAAAAAACCAAAAACCAGCGCAAAUUUAGCAAAACUAUAAUAGAACGGGGAAAAAACCAAAUUAUUGCUAUCUUUUUGCAUUUUUGCAAUUUUAUAAAAAAUAACAAAGAAAACGAAAAACAAACAAAACCAAAAACCCACAACUAAAGAUCAUAAUAAUCUUUAAAAUUCGGAGAAGCAAAAAUAAUACAAGAAGUAAACACAUUUAGCAAAAUUUACUCUUUUAUCUAAACGAAAAAAACAAAAGAAAGACAUAAGAACAAAAAAAAAACACACAAAUCAAAGUAAGACCUAAUUCAAGCAUAAAUUAAAUUUUAAACGUUUUAGACAGAGAAAGAGAGCGCUCUAAACUUAACUUAAAAAAGAAAAUACAUUUUUUUCGCGAUCGUAGUUGAUCUAAAACCCCCCAAAAAAUCUGCGAAAAAAACCUAACUUUACGAGGGACUUGUGCAAAGCGCUGAAAAUCCCCACCCCAAAAAAGGCGCAGCUCUAACUUGUAAGCGACUACCAACCGAGCAGUGAGAUUAACUACUAACCAAAAAGGACUAAAUCAGGACCGGAGCGGGAACAGGAUCAGAACCACAAUCACAAUGACCAACGCCAUGGACAUUGUGAAGAACGGCAGUGCCAACGGAUCCGUGGAUGGCAGCAAUGAUGAGUCGCGCACCAAUUUGAUUGUCAACUAUCUGCCGCAAACCAUGACGCAGGAGGAGAUGCGAUCGCUCUUCUCCAGCAUCGGUGAGCUGGAGAGUUGCAAACUGGUGCGUGAUAAAGUCUCAGGUAAUUUGGUCUUGCCAGCAUCGUUGACCGCUCUGAACCCGGCACUGCAGCAAGGUCAGAGUCUGGGCUAUGGAUUUGUUAAUUACGUCAGGGCCGAGGAUGCUGAGAAGGCUGUGAACACCCUGAACGGUCUGCGUUUGCAGAAUAAGGUUAUUAAAGUAUCAUACGCCCGUCCAAGCUCAGAAUCUAUUAAGGGUGCUAAUUUAUAUGUAUCGGGUCUUCCGAAAAAUCUAUCACAACCAGACUUGGAGGGGAUGUUUGCUUCGUUCGGCAAAAUAAUUACAUCUCGUAUACUCUGUGAUAAUAUUUCUGGUCUAUCGAAGGGUGUCGGUUUUAUUCGCUUCGAUCAGCGCAACGAAGCCGAGCGGGCCAUCCAGGAGUUGAAUGGCAAGACCCCGAAAGGAUAUGCCGAACCGAUCACCGUCAAGUUCGCCAACAAUCCGAGCAAUAGCGCCAAGGCCCAGAUUGCCCCGCCCCUUACCGCCUACUUGACCCCACAGGCGGCAGCGGCAACUCGCCGUUUGGCCGGAGCUCUGCCCUCCGCCGGUCGCAUUAGCAUUGGAAAGAGUCCCAUGUUAGCGAUUAACAAGGGCCUACGAAGGUACUCACCGCUGGCUGGCGAUCUAUUGGCCAAUUCGAUCUUGCCGGGAAACGCCAUGACUGGAUCGGGAUGGUGCAUAUUCGUCUAUAACCUGGCCCCGGAGACCGAGGAGAACGUGCUGUGGCAGCUAUUCGGACCAUUCGGUGCCGUUCAGUCGGUGAAGGUGAUCCGUGAUCUGCAGACCAGCAAGUGCAAGGGAUUCGGAUUCGUGACCAUGACCAACUACGAUGAGGCAGUGGUGGCCAUCCAGUCGCUGAAUGGAUAUACCCUGGGCAAUCGGGUGCUGCAGGUCAGCUUUAAGACUAACAAGACCAAAACCACUUAGGCUAACCAGCCAAUCUGGACUAGACCUUUCCAAUACUCCACGAUCUGUUUGAUUUAACAACACCUAGACUAUAGAUUGAUCUGAUCUUAUAAGAUAUGAUGAUGAUAUGAUGUGACAAAGACAGUGUAGUCGAAAUUGCGAAAUUUAGCGCGAGUUUAUGAUAUGUCUAUCAUUUAAUUUGUACGCUAAACGAAAUUAUUAUGAUUAUAAUUCUAAUGAAAUCUUAGUGAAAAUUGAUUUAUUUCCAUCUCUAUAAUUUAAUUUUAUUAACUAAUCCAAGAAACGAAAAAAUACCAAAAAAAAAAACAACAAACAAACAAACAAAGCUUGAAUGAGGCAACCAAAAAACACAAAACAGAAACUAAGGAAAACUUUAGACAAAAAGGAAAUGAGCCAGACGACAACUGUCUAUAAAUUGACAAAUGAGAAAAUAUGAGAAGGUAAUAGG
Drosophila simulans is the source of this 4141-nucleotide messenger RNA. RefSeq names its product ELAV-like protein 2 (gene fne). The transcript is spliced from 8 exons. Gene Ontology annotation, molecular function: RNA binding. The record is from RefSeq and is a predicted model, not a curated record. Bases 2578 to 3693 code for a protein of 371 amino acids. Gene Ontology annotation, cellular component: ribonucleoprotein complex. NCBI's taxonomy places the organism in Eukaryota, Metazoa, Arthropoda, Insecta, Diptera, Drosophilidae.